AUGCUAAACACACAUAUCUCAAAAACACCUAAGGGAUUUGAAACGGGUCGUUACUUGUCCAUUGACUUCCUCGGAACUACCCACAAGCUAGCGAUUGUUACAUUUGUACCAGGCGAGCAUUAUCCAGUCGUGGAUGAAGUCACAUUUCACUUUCCACAAAAAUUUUUAAAAUGCUCGCUUCAGGAGUUUCUGGAAUAUCUGGCCAAAACUGUGGAGGACUUUCUCACUAGUCGCGGUCUCGAGGAUCAGAUAAUUCACGCUUGUCUAAGCCUGCCAUUUCCCCUUUUAAACUCCUCUUUAAAGGCAGGCGAACUAAUUAAAUGUACCAAAAACUUCAACUUUCGCCAAUCCAGUAGAGUUGAACUUGUUUCUGCUUUCCAAAAGGUUCUUGACAAAAAAAAGGUACGUGUUCGGUGCGACGCCUUAGUGAAUGACUGUACUGCUGUCCUGGAAGCCUGCGCGGUAGGUGACGCUGAGUGUGCCGCUUCUUUCAUCCUAGAUGCUGGCGUAAAUGCAUCUUAUCUGGAAAGAAUCUCAAAUAUACGUCGUGAUGACAGAUUUGACGAAGAUGCCAGGAGCGUGAUAUUGAAUAUGGAACUUGCCGGAUUUGGUGACGGUGGAUGCUUACGAAGGUUUCUGACAGAAUUUGAUAAAAGAGUUGACCGGGUGUCCAACGCUCCAGGCAUACACACGUUUGAGAAGCUAGUGAGCGGAGAACACAUGGCAGAACUCGUGCGUCAGGUGCUAAAGCUUCUCACGUCUCGCGGUCAACUCUUUGGUGGUGUGUGGCCGGCGUCACUCAGGGACAACAACAGCUUCCCGGCCAGAUUUUUGUGCGAAAUCGACCGUGACCCCCCGCACCUCUUCUACAGCACUGAGUUCGUGCUGCGUGAAGACCUCCACGUGCACAACCUCACCGCGGACGACCUGCACAUUGUCCGCUACGUCUGCAGCGCCGUCACCUACCGCUCUGCCUGUCUCUCGGCUGCUGCCGCCGUCACCAUUUUGAAGCGCCUCAGUCGACUUCGAGUGACAAUGGGCGUUGACGGCUACAUGUUUCGUCAGCAUCCGACGUUUUGCAAGCAGAUGGUCGCUGUGAUGUCUACGCUCAUGCCCAAGCACAUGGCGUUUCGGCUGAAACUUCUGGAACAUGGCUAUUCAGCAGGCGGCGCUGCAAUUCUCGCGCUCUACAAGGACGAAGGCAAUCGUGCUCCAUUUUAG
Mesocestoides corti is the source of this 1221-nucleotide messenger RNA. The record is from the annotation of a GenBank genome assembly. Lineage: Eukaryota; Metazoa; Platyhelminthes; Cestoda; Cyclophyllidea; Mesocestoididae.